This is a messenger RNA of Vombatus ursinus (common wombat), 1035 nucleotides long. It is a transcript of the gene POU5F1, whose product is annotated as POU class 5 homeobox 1. Gene Ontology annotation, biological process: regulation of transcription by RNA polymerase II. Bases 1 to 1035 code for a protein of 344 amino acids. Lineage: Eukaryota; Metazoa; Chordata; Mammalia; Diprotodontia; Vombatidae. The record is from RefSeq and is a predicted model, not a curated record. The transcript has 5 exons. Gene Ontology annotation, molecular function: DNA-binding transcription factor activity, RNA polymerase II-specific; RNA polymerase II cis-regulatory region sequence-specific DNA binding.
AUGGCCGGACACCUGGCUCCUGAAUAUUUCUCGCCACCCCCAGGCGGUGGCGGGGCCGGAGGGUCAGAGCCUACGUGGAAUUGGCCCGGCUUUCAAGGCCCACCCGGUGGGGCUGGAACAGGGCCGGGACCCGACGGGUGGGGAAUGGCCCCGUACCACCCCUUGUACGAUAUGUGGGGAGGGGGUGUCUACUGUGAACCUCAGCCCAAUGUGGGAGUGAUGGCUCAGCCUGCUCAGGAGAUCGCAGUCCCCGACGGCGAUGCAGGACCCGGGGUAGAGAGCCCUUCCGAAGGCAGUUCCCCAGAGCCCCGCGCCACUGGUCGAGUCACCAAGAUUGAGCCGGUGGAGAGUGGAGACGAGCAGCCCCAGGAGACCCCUUCCCCAGAGGAACUGGAGCAGUUUGCCAAGGAGUUAAAGCGGAAGAGGAUCACUCUGGGUUAUACCCAGGCUGAUGUGGGCAUCACCUUGGGGGCUCUCUUUGGCAAGGUUUUUAGCCAGACCACCAUCUGUCGCUUUGAGGCACUGCAGCUCAGCUUCAAGAACAUGUGUAAGCUCCGGCCUUUGCUACAGAAGUGGCUAGAAGCUGCAGAUGACAAUGACCACCUUCAGGAGUUGUGCAAGGCUGAGACAGUCCUUCAACAAGCCAGAAAGAGGAAGCGUACAAGCAUUGAGAACGGAGUUCGGGGAAACUUGGAAACCAUGUUUCUCCAGUGCCCCAAGCCCACACUUCAGCAGAUCAGCAAUAUUGCUGAAGAGCUGGGACUUGAGAAAGAUGUUGUCCGAGUUUGGUUCUGUAACCGGCGUCAGAAGGGCAAGCGCAGCAAUAGCAACUCACCCCGUGAAGAUUUUGAGGCAGCUGGCUCCUUCUCUGGGGCACCUAUGCCUUUCCCCCUAGCUCCAGGCCCUCCAUUCAGUCAUCCCAGUUAUGGGGGCCCUCAUUUCACCACUCUCUAUUCCCCAGCUCCUUUCACAGAGGGGGAUGCAUUUUCCUCUCUCCCUGUUACCCCUCUGGGCUCUACCAUGCAUUCAAGCUGA